CUUUACUCUUAAAGGCUCUUGGGCAUUCAUUGGAUUUUGAAUCUAUGUGUUUGUGAAGGCAUUGCUACCUAUGUGAAUUUCAGAUAAGGAACGAUGUGCUGAACUGAAGAAAGCCUUGUGUACUGCCCAUGAGAAGUUCUGUUUCUGGCCAGACAGCCCCUCUCCAGAUCGAUUUGGGAUGCUGCCAUUGGAUGAGCCUGCUAUUCUUGUUAGUGAAUUCCUAGAUCGUUUUCAGAGCCUCUGUCACUUGGACCUCCAGCUUCCUUCCUUGAGGCCAGAGGACUUGAAAAACAUGUGCUUGACAGAAGACAAGAUCAGUCUUCUUCUACACCUGCUUGAAGAUGAACUUGAUCACCGAACUGAUGAGAGAAAAACUACAACCAAAUUAGGUUCAGACAUCCAAGUCCACGUCACUGCCUGUAUUCUCUCUGUGUGUGGCUGGGCGUAUAGUUCUUCUUUGGAACCCAUGCAGCUCUCCCUGAUAACGUGUUCACAGUGCAUGAGGAAGGUGGGACUCUGGGGCUUCCAGCAGAUUGAAUCAUCUAUGACUGACCUGGACACAUGCUUUGGCCUGACCAGCUCCCCCAUCCCAGGCCCUGAGGGGCGGCCAGAGCGGUUCCCUCUGGUGCCUGAAUCUCCUCGGAGGAUGAUGACCCGGAGCCAGGAUGCUACCUUUUCCCCAGGCUCAGAACAGGCUGAAAAGAGCCCAGGUCCCAUUGUCUCCCGUACUAGGAGCUGGGACUCUUCCAGUCCUGUCGACCGUCCUGAGCCAGAGGCUGCUAGCCCCACCACCAGAACCCGCCCAGUGACCCGAAGAAUGGGAACAGGAGACACCACUGGCCUUGAAGUACCAUCCAGCCCUCUGCGGAGAGCCAAACGAGCUCGCCUCUGCUCUUCUAGCAGCUCGGACACAUCUUCAAGAAGCUUCUUUGAUCCCACCUCUCAGCAUAGAGAUUGGUGCCCUUGGGUGAAUGUCACAUCUGGCAAAGAAACCAGGGAGAAUGGUGGAGCUGAGCCCAAUGCCAAGGCUCCAUCAGAGCCAGGUUGGAAGGCAGUGCUGACCAUCCUGUUGGCCCACAAACAGUCUAACCAGCCAGCUGAAACGGACUCCAUGAGUCUCUCUGAGAAAUCAAGAAAAGUAUUCCGAAUAUUUCGGCAAUGGGAAUCUUUAUGCUCAUCCUGAAAACAUUCCAGCCCCUUCCUGGAGAGAAUGUGAAUGAGAAUGACUUUUUGAAAACUAAAGUCUAAAUCCAUUUUGGUCAACUGAUGCAAAAUUUUUCUCAGUUUUGAUUUAAUCCUAAGGAGCCCCUGCUGUUGAGAGCCAACCCUAUGCAUUUGACUGACAGGAGCCCCGUUUCCAUGCAGGAAGGGGACAGGGUAAAGGACAGCAAGCCUAGCUCUGUGGAGGAGUACAGGGCUGUGCAACUAGAUGGAGGACCAAGGACCUGAACACCCAUUUCAGCAUCUUCAGUCUGCGUCAAUGUUCUGAGGAUGCUUCUAUCCCAGGAAUAUGACAGUGUGUUAAUAAAGUAUUUGUUAA
Molecule: messenger RNA, 1540 nt
Organism: Otolemur garnettii (small-eared galago)
Lineage: Eukaryota; Metazoa; Chordata; Mammalia; Primates; Galagidae
Gene: ZC3HC1
Product: zinc finger C3HC-type containing 1
Exons: 7
Coding region: 179-1183 (334 amino acids)
Cellular component (GO): nucleus
Source: RefSeq, a predicted model, not a curated record